Clunio marinus is the source of this 264-nucleotide messenger RNA. Lineage: Eukaryota; Metazoa; Arthropoda; Insecta; Diptera; Chironomidae. The record is from the annotation of a GenBank genome assembly.
AUGGAAAAUGUGAAAAUGAAGCAUAAACUUUACUUAAUAGAUGAAUUUAAGCAAAAACAUUAUUCUGAUGGUAAUGAAGCCUUCAGAUGUGUGUACUUUGGAAAAGUGGCUUGUUUUAUUAAUUUAACUUCCAAUUUUACGUUGAACAUUUUAAUGAGACAUUUUUCAGAAAUGACGGUUUAUUAUCAAACAAAUAGCAAACACGCCCAGAGUAAUGACGCCCUAAAUGUUGGUGAAAGAAUAAUUUCUGGUGUUGAAAGCUAA